Messenger RNA from Dioszegia hungarica, 213 nucleotides. RefSeq lists its product as uncharacterized. Gene Ontology annotation, cellular component: mitochondrial intermembrane space. The annotation marks the transcript as partial. The record is from RefSeq and is a predicted model, not a curated record. NCBI's taxonomy places the organism in Eukaryota, Fungi, Basidiomycota, Tremellomycetes, Tremellales, Bulleribasidiaceae. The transcript has a single exon.
GCUUGCGCAAUCCAAGACUGCCUCGGCAAAUACAACUACAACGAAGCAAAAUGCCAGUCCUAUGUUGCGGCGCUCUAUCGGUGUUGCGAUACAAUGUACAGGGACGCUGAGAAGCGAGGGGUCGGUGCAGAGGAAGCGAAGAGCACGGCAUGUCCUAUACGGAGCGUUGUGGAACGGCGGAUCAAACGCAUGGAGAAGGAGGAAGGGAAGUGA